AUGGCCAUGGUCACGACCACAAACUUGUACACUUCAUAUUCUCCAAUAACAACCAAAACCCACAACAACAAAAGUGUUUCUCUUCCGUUACCACCUCGUACUUACACCACUAGCCAUGUCAAUUUCCCUGUACCAGUUCAGAAAAGAACCAGACUUUCAACAUCAGCUGCAAUUACUACUACUAUACAAGUAGAUGGACCUACAACUUCUAGCAAAGCAUCAAAGACUUUGCCUUUUAGAGUGGGCCAUGGGUUUGAUCUCCAUAGGCUAGAACCUGGGUACCCUUUGAUUAUUGGCGGGAUUGAUGUGCCACAUGAUAGAGGAUGUGAAGCGCACUCUGAUGGGGAUGUGCUGCUUCAUUGUGUUGUGGAUGCAAUAUUGGGUGCACUGGGGCUCCCUGAUAUUGGGCAGAUAUUCCCUGAUUCCGAUCCUAAGUGGAAAGGAGCAGCUUCAUCUGUUUUUGUUAAAGAAGCUGUGAGACUUAUGCAUGAGGCUAGUUACGAGAUUGGAAACUUGGAUGCUACCUUGAUUCUUCAAAGGCCAAAACUGAGCCCAUACAAGGAGGCUAUCAGGGCCAAUUUGUCUGAGCUGCUAGGAGCAGACCCCUCUGUCUUAAAUCUGAAAGCAAAAACUCAUGAAAAGGUUGAUAGCCUUGGUGAAAAUAGAAGUAUCGCUGCACACACAGUGGUUCUUCUCAUGAAGAAAUGA
Messenger RNA from Dovyalis caffra, 708 nucleotides. The record is from the annotation of a GenBank genome assembly. NCBI's taxonomy places the organism in Eukaryota, Viridiplantae, Streptophyta, Magnoliopsida, Malpighiales, Salicaceae.